Messenger RNA from Porites evermanni, 18291 nucleotides. The record is from the annotation of a GenBank genome assembly. Lineage: Eukaryota; Metazoa; Cnidaria; Anthozoa; Scleractinia; Poritidae.
AUGGAGACUCCACUGUCGCCUCGAGUGCCUUCGAUUACAAAUCGCGAUCGCACUGAAUACUCGCCCAUUGUGGCAAAAGAAGACUUCAGUUUGAUAGGGGGACCAGGCACUGGCAAUGGUUUUCUUGAUAACCAAGGAAAAGAGAAUGAAUGCGCAGGAUCUGUCGACGAAGACUUCGAAGAGGAUGAACAACAAGUCCGAAGUCGAAAAGCUCAAACAAUCAACAACGUUCAUGGCAAACGUACAGGAAAUAAUUCAAAUAAAAAGAAAUCUCUCCGUAAACGCCGUGUAAUAGCCAAUCUGUCUGCGACAAAAUACGAUAUUGGUGAGGGAACACUUUGCUGUUGAGAAGCAAACUAGAUUUUAUCAUGAAUUGAAUGCAUGGGCGCCAGAUUGCUGCGAUUACCAAGGAGAAUCGAUUACCAAAAUAACGGUUCAUUUACCGCGCGUAACGAAGGUUUACGUUUGAUAAGAUUUGAAGUGAAUGUUUUUAAAUUGAUUCUUAUCUCUAAAGUAUUGGUUUGAUUUGUUACUGGUGAUGAUGAUGAUGAUGAUUAUUAUCAUCGUCAUCAUCAUCAUCAUCAUCAUUAUUAUUUUAAAGCCAAGGAUGUACAGAGAUAAAAAUGAAAGUAUGAUCAGUGGAGGCAACCAAAGUCAUUACGAACUGUCAAGUAUGUACAUGUAUGUCAGGUGUUGUGACAAUGGGAGAGAUAUCAGAAGAGUCAAUUUACCCCCAGAAAUUCUUUUUCUUACUGGUAUCAGGGCAAUCUUCCUAAAAUAUAUAUAUUUUUUUUGCAGUGCACAAAGUGUGCCUUCAAAGUGGAAUGUACAUCACAAGAGAUGAUGACUUUAACUGGUAUGGUUAAGACCAAUUUUUUUUUAUCGCACUAAAUAAAAAAAGGGUGAUUAUGAUGACUGACUGGCAAUUUAACCAUCAUACACUUUUAAUCUGUGGGGAAGGGAUGUUGCAGGUUGCAGAAAUUUAAGCCACAUAAAUUAUAUAACUUUACACACUUUGAUGAAACUUACAUUACUUUUGUACAGUAUGGGGAAUGUUGUCUUUUAACACAUGCCAGAAUUUAUUGAAUUUGAAUUAGUCAAGACACAGUAAAUACCACUAAGUUCAUGUACUCUUUUGGAUUUUAAUUUGCCCCAAAGAGUGAAUAAAUAAUAACUAUGGCUGUUUUAUAGCUCUAUGUUUUUAAACUUUGAAAUAAGUGUGACUUCUGCAAAUAUUGUCAUUGCAACAAAAAAUUUGUUCUUUUGCAGUUUUCUGAUAUGGAGUGACUCAGCUGUUCCAGUAGAGAGAAUAAGUGAACUAAAAUCCUUUCAGGUACAGAAUGUGAACAAUGUACUGAUCUAGCGUCAACUAUUGCAACUAAAGAUUAUACUAUUUGGUAUCGUCAGUAGAAUUGAGUAUCAUUACUAUAAUAGAAACAAUGUUUUAGUCUAUGUUGCAAUCCAUUAUCAAUGAUUUUCAACUCUAAAAAGUUGCAAACUGAAUUAUGCGCUAUUUUUUAUUUUUCUACUUGAAGAAAAUUAACCAUUUUCCAAGUAUGGGAGAGAUAUGUAGGAAAGACAAUCUUGCUCGAAAUAUGGCCAAGUAAGUGACUUCUACACUGUAUGUUGAAUAAUUAGUGGGGCAAAGGAAAUUGAGAAUCAAUCUAGGUGAAAAAAUUUUAACCUAAACUUAAGUUUGACUUGCAACUAUUAAUCAACAAUAAAUAAGAUAAAUCCAAAACACCCAGCUGUAAGCCGAGACCAUUUGUUACAAGACCUGUAAAGCUUAACAAUUUUGAAAAAAAUGUGAUCUUCUCUGGGAAAACAUACAAUUGUUGUUUGGGUGUGUUGCUGCUAUCAAUCUUCCGUCAUGUCUUCUUCCCAUUAUGCUUGAAAUGAUAACUAAAAAUGCCUUUAAAGACUUUCAAUCAAAACAAACUACAUCAGUUUGCACUGCAUUCAUCUGUGCUUAGUAACCUGUUCCAAUGCACUGAAAAAAAAAUUUUGCAAAAAACUCUAGGCUAUAAGCCGAGAUCCCCUCUUGGGCUCAACUUUUACUGAACCUAUUAGCUUUAUUUUGCAUAAAAAUUGCUCGGCUUAUAGCGGAAUGAAUACAGUAACUUCUUACAGUACACUGUAUAAUCCCACAAAGUAAGUUGACUGGCUCCGGGAAAAUUCAGGGGUAGAUCGCUUUUCUUGAUAUUGUCUGGAAGAAUAUAUUCACUGUAAGGACCUUUAAAUGGACUGUUUAAAGUGCUCAAAACAUUUCAAAUCAAUUGUGUUUUUUAAGAAUGCAGAGAGCUCACCCUGAAGAGUACAACUUUGUGCCACAAACCUGGGUUCUGCCAGCAGAGUAUCCUUUGAAAAUAAUGUAAAAAUUAUUAUAAUAAUAUUUUAUGGUAAAGUUUUGUUAGUUAUGUAUGAACAAAAAUUGUAUAAAAUGCACAUAUGUAAAACCCCUAUUUUAAGAAGAUGUGAAAUCACAUUCUCUAAAGACAAAAGUCUUUGACAUUAAACUUUUUGUAUAACUUACAUGAUAAAAUCUGAAAAAUUGAAAUCAAACAAACAAAAUGAAGCUUUGUUACAAGUGCACAUUUGCCUGAUGGUGCUUUAUUAAUGUGUUAUUUCACAAUAUAUGAAUUUUAAUAAGUAUUGCUAAAAAGAAUAGAAUGUAAAAACUAUUUAUGUGUUUGUUGUUUCUGACAAACAAUCAUGCAGUGCCUGCAAUAUUACUGUUCCCUCAGGUUUGAAUACUGAUUAGUAAAACUCCUUAAUAAGGUUGCCCAUUAUAUCAGAUAUGCUGCAUUCCAAGGUUACUGUCGUGAACUGAAAAAAAGAAAGAAACAAAAAACAUUCAUUGUUAAGCCAGCUAACGGUGCCAUGGGAAAUGGGUAAGUGUGACAAUAAUUAUUAUUUACUAUGAAAUAUAUAAUGUAGAAUGCCAGUUAUCACAUUUACAAUACAGGUGUAAUCCAUCCCAUGCAGUAACCCUGCAACUAUUUAACUGCCAGCUCUCCAGUGACUGCAUCAUCCUUAAUUUGUAGGAAGUCAUAAUUCAUAAUUUAAUUUUUUUUUUGCCAUAUACUACUAGUACUGACAUACCUGACUUUCUUUUAAUUCUAUAUUUCUUACAAUUUCAGAAUUUCUUUAAUAAAAAUUGGAGAUAGAAUUCCCUCACAUGAGCAGAUAGUCAUUCAAGAAUAUAUUGAAAAGGUAAGGAAAAACAGUUAAAUACUAAUUAACUUUGCAGCUCAUUCAGUUAGUUGUCCUCUUGCUUGAAAAUUCUAAUGAGCCAGGCAGCCAAAAUUUGGUUUAUUGAUUAUCUUUUAUUACAUUGUGAUAACAAACAUUAUUUUAUUACCUUUUGUACAAGUUGUAAUAAAGGCAACGUAGAUUUAAAGAUUUCAAGUGAAACUAAUUGCAGCAACUAUUCAUAUAUUUUUUAGCCAUUUCUCCUUGAGGGAUUCAAGUUUGACCUUAGAGUCUAUGUUUUAGUGACUUCUUGUGACCCACUGAGAAUCUUUCUUUAUCAUGAUGGACUUGUAAGUACAUUAAUAUAUUAUAAGGAAGGUCUAAAUCAAACAUUGAUCUUUUUAUGUACCAAGGCUUAUAGUCCUUUCAAUUAAGUAAAUGAAAAGAUCGACAUUUGACAUAUCUAAUUUGGGUGGAACCCAAGAAUUAAGAUGGAGUGGCCCACAUGGGAAUUUUGCAUGUAGAGCGACUUCAUUUCAAACAUUGAUCGAACUUCUAAUGUGCCAAACCUAAUUCACAAAUUACUAGAAUUUUCACUUGUAAGCAUUUUAGACCCAUGAACGUGGUUAAAAUGAAUUUAGCCCAAUUAACUGAUUAAGUUCAACAUCUGAAUCAAACAUUAAACUUAUAUCAUUUGGGUCAACCUAAAUAGGUAAUAAAUUCAGUACGUGAAAAGAUCAAUGUUUAAACUGGCCCUAAUUCUUGUACUGUAUCAUUAUAUAUACAUGUAACAGCUUUUUGUCAAUCAGUUACUAUCUACAGUGGAUAUGAAUUUUUAAAUUUUUUAGAAGAAUCAGUUAUCUGUACGGUUAGCUCUCUCUAAAAUGGACACCUUCAGAACUGGCACCCAGUGUCCGUCUCAGAGAGGUGUCGGCCAUCUCAUAUACAGAUUGAGUCAAAAAAAUAGAGUAAAGAAAGACUGAGGACCAACUCUAGCUGUCCUCUUACAGGGUGCAUGUCCUUUAAUUAAGAGGGAGCCGACUGUAUACUUUUUUUUAUCUUAAUCUACUUUGAUUCUAACAUACAGUGUAAGGUAUAUAGAACAGCGAAAGUUAGUGGUAGUGCAGAACAAAUUGCAAGUUGCAGUUUACUUUGUUUUUAAGGUUCGCAUGGGAACAGAAGUGUAUGAACCUCCGUCAGAUGAAAAUCUGGUAAGACUUAACUUACAGUACAUACAUAUGUGACAUGCAACUUUGUAUAAAUUGCUUUAGUUUAAUCCUCAAUCUUCAGAAUAUGCAUUGAACACAGUGGAAAUUGAUCUAAUUUUGAUUUGUUUGUUUCGAUAGGUUUUUGAUAAUUUAGUGUAUUGUUCUUCAGUCCAUUAAUGAUAAAUCUGCUAUAUUAAGUCAUUGGAUACCCAUCAAAAAAUGAAGUGGUACAACAGUCAUCUUUGUAAAGGUUUUUUGUUUGUUCCUUUUCAGGAUGAGCUGUUCAUGCAUCUUACAAACUAUUCAAUUAACAAGCACAACGAAAAUUUUGAUCGGCAUGACAGCAAUGAUAGUGGAAGUAAACGGUGAGAAUAAUUUAGAUUUAUAUGCAUCAUUUGAAAAGAUUCUAUUGUCUGGAAGCUUAACUCGCUUAAUUUGUUGAAUUUUUUUAGGUCCUUAAAGUUUUUAAAUGAGUGGUUACAAUCAAUGGAUUAUGAUGUGAACUUUCUGUGGCAAAGCAUAACUGUAAGUACAUGUAUUUCAAAGGUUAUUUGUGUUUUUAAAGUAGUUUUCAACACUGACCCGUAGGUGGCGAAACUGAGAAUCCUUUUUUUUUGUUUUGUAUGUAGGAUGUGCUUGUGAAGACGCUGAUAGUUGCUCAACCCCAUAUUCUCCAUUCAUACCGAAUGUGUAGGCCAGGAAGCCCGCCGGCCAGUGAAAGCGUCUGUUUUGAAAUCCUUGGAUUUGAUAUUUUAUUGGAUAGAAAACUAAGGCCUUGGCUCUUAGAAGUAAGUCAUUAACUUCUUCAAAUCGUUUACAAUUUAACAUUGCGAAGUGUUGGCUGAUAAACGCGUCACACCCCUCUUCAACGUUCGUUUGUACGGGGACGAUGAAGAGCAAAAGGGCCUUUGGAUUGACUUUUCAUUUUUUUUAGCCAAUGUAGUUUUUAGUUUCCCUUUUUUAUCAACAUUAAACUACGUUAAACAAAAGACUUAUUAAUGACAUACCUGUGUUACGGUAUUAUUCAACCGACAGAAAAAUACAAAAAACUCUCCUUAAAAUCAACUAAUUUAAUUAACUAUACUUCAAGUGAUAACUACAACUUGGGAGCAACUCUCGCACAAUACAACCUUACUACAAACUACUUAGAGCCUAUUAUUAACCUUCAGUCGCCACUGACACAGACUCACAGUUGACACUGCUAUCACCAAACGUCCUGGAGCCACUUGGAAUGACUUCAAAGUACUCCUCAGCAAACUGCUAUAACUCUCCCAGCAUAGCUUCUCCUAUCAGUCUCAGCCGUAACAACAACAACUAACUCAAAACUCACUAAGCCCUUAUAUACAGUCAUUUCAUGUUCUAGAUAGUUCUAAGAGCUUACAAGACUACUAUUUUUGUAACAUUACAUCGUGAGUUACAUCAUCCAGCAGAAUGUUCUAGACAGUUCUACUACGUGACAAUAGAAAGUUCUAGUACAAACAUCGCGUGACCGGAAAACUCUAGAAGCUUGUUAUUUACAUUAGCUCUCCAUAACACCCUCCCCCUUCAAGAAAAGAAAGUUUGCAAAACUUUCUUGCAAUAAACUCACGUUCUUGAGAGGCAGUCCGCAAUAACAUUGUCUUUUCCUUUGAUGUGCCUAAUGUCUAAAGAAUAUUCUUGCAACAUUAAACUCCACCUUAGUAAUCGCUGAUUUUUGUCCUUUAAUUUGUGAAGAAAAACAAGGGGAUUGUGAUCACUAUAAACAACAAUAGGCGAACUGGAAGAACUCACAUAGACUUCAAAAUGUUGCAGUGCUAACACUAACGCUAAACACUCUUUCUCUACAGUGGAGUAGUUCUGUUGACUCUUGGUGAACUUCUUUGAAAAAUAACACACUGGGUGUUCCACACCUUCAUCAUCAUCCUGUAACAGCACUGCACCAGCAGCCGCAUCACUUGCAUCCACGGCCAGCUUGAAGGGAGAGCCAAAGUCGGGCGCUCUAAGUACAGGGGCACUUUGCAACAUGGCUUUUAAUUUCUCGAAUGCUUUAUCACACUUUUCACUCCAAAUAAAUUUUGCCCUCUUAUUGAGUAACUGCGUCAAUGGUUCUGCGACGGCGGCGAAAUUGGGACAAAACCUUCGGUAGUAUCCAGCCAUACCAAGAAAGCGCAUCAACUGCCUUUUGCUCUCGGGUUGCGGAAAGCUAGCAAUAGCCUCGACCUUCGCGGUUAAUGGUUUUACUUGACCUUGUCCAACAACGUGUCCCAAAUAAGUUACUUGUGCUUGACAAAACUCACUUUUGGAAAGGUUGAUAGUCAGCUUAGCUCUACUCAACCUCUUGAAGAACUCACGGAUGAUCCUUAAGUGUUCUUCCCAUGUGUCGCUAUAAAUAAUCACGUCGUCAAUGUACGCCUCACAACCCUCAAGGUCUGCGAUCACCUUGUUAAUAAGGCGUUGGAAGGAGGCUGGCGAAUUCUUCAUACCAAAUGGCAUAACUUUGUACUGGUACAAUCCAUAAGGUGUGACAAAGGCUGAAAUCUCCUUGGCGCGGUCUGUCAACGGAACUUGCCAGAAUCCUUUAAGGAGGUCGAACUUCGUUACAUAUUUGGCUUUUCCUACUUUAUCAAUGCAGUCGUCCAUCCUUGGGAUUGGAAAUGUGUCCGUCUUAGUCACGCUGUUGACCUUUCUGUAGUCUGUACACAUUCGGUAACUUCCAUCUGGUUUAGGAACAAGGAUAGACGGAGAACUCCAGCUACUGUUACUUGGCUCAAUGAAAUCGUUCUCAAGCAAAUACUUAAUCUCUUCCUUGAGAUACUGUUGCUUUUUUGGAUUUAGCCUGUACGGGUGUUGCUUAACUGGAUCAGCAUUGCCGACAUCUACGUCAUGAUAAAUCUGAUCUGUCCUUGUAGGAACAUCAGGAAACAGGUGCUCAAACUCCAGCAGAAGUUUCUCCAGGUCCUGUCGUUGACUUUGUGAUAGGUGAGACAGCUUAGAAUCCAAGUUCCGCAACACAUCGGAGUUCGUGAGUCUUGUUGUGUCAGUGGGACUAAAAGCAUUGCUACUAAGCUCGUUACUUAACUCCUCUUUAGGCUCGAUAACGACUACAUUAACGGUUGCAGGUUCUGAGGCUAGAUUACUGUUUCUCUCUACGUAAGGCUUUAACAUGUUGACAUGACAUAGCUGUGUUUGUUUACGCCUAUCCGGAGUAACUACUAUGUAAUUAAGAUCAUUUAACUUCUUCUGGAUCUCGUAUGGUCCAAAAAAUCUAGAGCGUAAUGGGUUGCCAGGUACGGGCAACAUUGCAAGGACCUUUUGCCCUGGCUUGAAACUACGUUCUACAGCAUCUACAUCGUACCUCUCUUUCAUAGAUUUCUGAGAUAAACUUAGAUUGGCUCUGGCUAAUUCGCAAGCCCUAAAAAGCUUAGAACGAAAAUCUGAGACAUACUGUAAAAGAUUAAUGGACUCACUACAGUUAGAUAAUAACUUCUCUUUAAGCAACUUAAGAGGUCCUCUCACAGUGUGCCCAAACACAAGCUCGAAGGGACUGAAUCCUAGAGACUCUUGCACUGACUCUCUUGCAGCAAACAACAGCAAAUGAAUACCCUCGUCCCACUCUUUCUCUGUUUCGAAGCAGUAAAUCCUCAUCAUGUUCUUCAGAGUCUGAUGCCAUCUUUCAAGAGCUCCUUGACUUUGAGGAUGAUAUGCGGAUGACUUAUACUGAGUGACCCCAAGCUCGUACAUGACCUGUUGAAACACUCCAGACAUAAAAUUCGAACCCUGAUCCGACUGGAUAGAGCUUGGAAGGCCCACUAGUGUGAAAAACUUGGUUAAAGCUUUGACAAUAGUCUUGGCUUUGAUGUUUCUCAGGGGUAUUGCUUCAGGGAACCUGGAAGUCGCACACAUGAUGGUCAACAAAUACUGAUUUCCAGACCUCGUCUUUGGUAAUGGACCAACACAAUCAACAAUAAUUCUACUAAACGGCUCCUCGACAGCUGGUAUUGGCUUCAGCGGGGCUUUGGGGAUGGUCUGAUUCGGUUUCCCAACCAUCUGACAGGCAUGGCAUGAUCUACAAUAUUCUGCUACAUCCUUUCUUACAUUUGGCCAGUAGAAAUGGUUAAGGAUCUUCUCAUAGGUUUUAUUGAUGCCCAUGUGGCCAGCUAGAGGAGUCUCGUGCGCCAAACUUAAAAUCUCCUGCCUAUAACUCUUCGGGACAACAAUCUGGUAUUUGACAGCCCACUCAUCUUCAGCUGGAAUAUCAGGUGGCCUCCACUUUCUCAUCAGCACUCCGUUCUUUGUAAAGAAGCAUGCAGGGUUCUUUGACACUUCGCUUUCAUCAACGACUCUCGCAAACAAGCUUGAUACUACUGGAUCUCUUUGCUGUUCUGCAAUCAGAUGAGGCGUGGACAUCUUGUCAGCCUGAUAUGUCAAACCGUCCUCGGUAACGACUACCGCUGGCUCGGGGACUAGGGUUCUUGAUGGCUUACUCUUCAAGGCUUCACCAAUGAUAGUGUCCGCUAAUGUGACCUCUUCCUCUGUGCUUUCUUUCUUCUUGCUCAUGGCUCGAGUUACAACACAUGCUGGGUACAAACCAGGAAUUGCCUUCUCUACUGGAUCUGGACACUGUUCUAAGCAAGGCUUAUCCGUGACGAUAGCAUUAACAACAACUUUUUCUCCAGCAAGGUCAUUUCCUAAAAUCAGCUGUACUCCCUCAAAUGGUAAAGAAGACUGUACUCCAACUUUGACGGGCCCAGACACAAGGUUUGAGGACAGGUAAACGGUAUGAAGUGGUACUGGAGUGUAUUCAGAGCAAUUGACUCCCUUGAUAAGAACACUCACACCAGCAGACGACUCCUCAGAAAACGACAAAGUGUCACUCAACAGCAGGGACUGUGAAGCUCCAGUAUCUCUUAAAAUCUUGAUUGGCGUACAGUUGGACAUAUCACUUGAUAAUGACACUGAACCAUCAUGAAUAAAGGGCUCAAAAAUGUCCAUAACAGGCUUCGACGGAACACCCAUGUUACUUGACUGAGUCUUUACAUUGUGACACUUGGUAGGCAUAUCUUCACUAACAGCAGGUAAAGACAAUGACGUAGCAAUGAAACCAGUUGGCCUAGGCUCGACACUAUGCUGUUGUCGUGUCAUUCUCCACUUUUCUGGGCAAUUUGAAAUCAUAUGUCCCUCUUUUCUACAAUAAUAACAAGUAAUUGUCUUGACGGACUUGUUUGGUAUGUUCUUGUUUUGCCUUGGUGGCUCAGAGUUGAAACCGCGAUUUGCAUGGGUGUUACCUGAAUUCCGUUUUGGGUACCACUCAUCACUCUGUCGACGUCUUUGAUUACCAGGCCAGCGUGGUGAUGUAGAGGGUGGAACUUGACCAGGUGAUGUACAGCUGGGCCGAAGGGGCUUAUCCACAAAUGUCACCUUGUGACUUAAUGAGAACUCAUCUGCUAACCGUGCCGCGUCUUCCAACGUUUCUGCUUUCUGCUCAUCGAUGAACGUUCGGACAUCACUGUGAAUGCACCUCUUAAAUUCUUCUAUUAAAAUUAACUGUCUUAACUUAUCGUGACUUUUGUCUACCUUCUGUGAAUGACACCAUCGGUCAAAUAACUGUUCCUUACUCCUAGCAAAUUCUACGUAAGUUUGAUUACUUAACUUCUCACAGUUUCUAAACUUCUGACGAUAAGCUUCAGGAACUAGUUCGUAACCCUUAUGAAUGAGCUCUUUAACAGUGUCAUAACUUGCAGCUUGCUCUACACUUAGUUGCGUAUAUAUCUCCCUGGCCUUACCUACUAAUACACUCUGCAAUAACAUUACCCAAUACUCUUUGGGCCACUUAAGAUUUCCUGCUACUUUCUCGAAGUGCAAAAAAUACUUAUCGACAUCUUUCUCCUGAAAUGGUGGUACUAACUUAAUAUAUUUAGUAACAUCAAACUUAGCACUAUACUUUUCAGUAUUGUAUGUAGCAUCUGACCCUAACUUUAACUGUAGUUCCAGCUUUUUCAUUUCCAACUCAUGUUGUAACUCCAUCUUCUCUUUCUCUAACCUUUCCUGGCGUUCCUUUUCUUCCCUUCUUUCUUGUCGCUCUUGUUCUUCUUUCUCCAGUCUUUCUUGUCGUUCUUUUUCUUCUUUUUCCAGUCUUUCUUGUCGUUCUUUUUCUUCUCUUUCCAGUCUUUCUUGCAUUUCUAACUUUUUAAGCUCUAACUGAAAUUGUAGCUUCUUUUCUUCUGAGUCAAAUGCUUCAUAUGUUUCUAAGACUGCUUCUUCAAAAACUUUCAGACUUACUAAGUGUUUGACAAUAACAUCUUGAAUCUGAUGUUUUCUCAUUGCUUUCUUAACCUCUAGUUUCAAGUGUUUACCUAAUGAAAUAAGCUCAUCCUUCUUUAAGUCAUAAAAUGCAUCUUCGCUGGGCUCUAACAUAAACUGUUCUGGAUCAAACUUUGACAUUUUGCUUCACUCUGACUAUCUCCUUCAGAAAACUAUUUAUCCUUAAACAAUAUAUACGAUAGAUUCUACGGCCAAAACUCACUGCUCCCGGACAGGCCCCCAAUUUCUGUUACGGUAUUAUUCAACCGACAGAAAAAUACAAAAAACUCUCCUUAAAAUCAACUAAUUUAAUUAACUAUACUUCAAGUGAUAACUACAACUUGGGAGCAACUCUCGCACAAUACAACCUUACUACAAACUACUUAGAGCCUAUUAUUAACCUUCAGUCGCCACUGACACAGACUCACAGUUGACACUGCUAUCACCAAACGUCCUGGAGCCACUUGGAAUGACUUCAAAGUACUCCUCAGCAAACUGCUAUAACUCUCCCAGCAUAGCUUCUCCUAUCAGUCUCAGCCGUAACAACAACAACUAACUCAAAACUCACUAAGCCCUUAUAUACAGUCAUUUCAUGUUCUAGAUAGUUCUAAGAGCUUACAAGACUACUAUUUUUGUAACAUUACAUCGUGAGUUACAUCAUCCAGCAGAAUGUUCUAGACAGUUCUACUACGUGACAAUAGAAAGUUCUAGUACAAACAUCGCGUGACCGGAAAACUCUAGAAGCUUGUUAUUUACAUUAGCUCUCCAUAACACCUGUAUUUCCUUCCUGUUAACUUAAAAGAUUGCGCUUACUUUAUACAGUACGUACACUUGCUUUUAGUAAUGCGCGUUCAUCCAGGCUAAUUAGAGAAAAAGCUGGGGCACUCGACUCUGAGCUUCAAAUUCAUUUGCUGAAAACGCGAAAUUUAUUUGGAAUACUUACGUUGAAAUGGUUCUUUUUUUCCUUCUGGUCGUUAUUUUUUCGUUUAGGCAUAUGCGCAGCGAAGACUUUUACCUCCUCGGCCUCCUCCGCAGGCUAGUCUGGCUUUAGUCUGGCUUCCCUGUGGUUUGAAACGGGAAGAGAGGAAACUGGGAUGAAAAGGAGGGAGACUGGAGUGGAGUAGUGCUCGCAGUGCGUUUGUAGUGCGUAGGAUCCUUGCGGAGUUUUUCCACGUGCGGAGGGGGCUUGACUUUAGGUAGCAGCAUCUGUUUUCGAAAAGGAAGUUUUGGCGCUUCACACACUCGUCUAAUACAAAGUGCAGUGCGAGCUUUUCAAGGUCUUUUAAAAUCUUGGGUUUGUGCAUGGUCAGUUUACUACCCUUUUAGUAGUAAGCAGCAAGGAUGGCACAUAAGGAACAAGGCGGCAGUGACGACAGCGUGACAAACUGAGCACCGGAACUCGCGUUCAGUCCUUUCUGCGCGUCUUCCCGUCCUCAACUAACGUUCCCGUUCUGUUGCUAAAUCACUCUAGUUUGUUUGUGUGCGCGGCCUUCUGUGCACGUGGUCUUGAGUUUGAUCCCCGGUAACAUUACAUCCUUGUUUCAACUUCUCUCCUUUCUGUGUAGCUUUGACUAGCUUUAAAAGCACUUAAAACAGAGCAUUGGUGGAGAGAGAGGGUAAAAUGAGCGCACUGUCGACCCCCAAAAGUGUUAAAAAUACUGUAAUGUCUUUUAUGUUCUGUAGGUCAAUCGUUCACCCAGCUUUGGCACUGACACCAAACUGGACAGUGAAAUUAAAGGAGGAGUCUUAUUUGACACAUUUAGCUUAUUAAAUAUAAGGUACGAAGUGAUACUUAGGAAAAUCAGUAAGCAACAAAAACAACAACAAUACUACUACUACUACCACUACUACUACUACUACUACCACUACCACUACCACUACCACUGCCACUGCCACUACCACUACCACUACCACUACCACUACCACUACCACUACCACUACCACUACCACUACCACUACCACUGCCAUUGCCACUGCCACUGCCAUUGCUACUGCCACUACCACUACUCAUAAUAAUAGUAAUAAUAAUUUGAUUAAUCUAGACCAAUUUAUGAAGUUUUUCAUUUGCCAAGGGGAUUUUCAAUUUUUGGUAUAUCAGUUGCUUAUUGUGGAGUUUUCUUUACUUGCGUCCUGCUUUUCACGUCAGCUUCCGGUAAAUUACGAUAGACGAUUUACCCGAGAUUUUUUUAGGAUAAUUAUGUGAAAUGUCCUUUUGUUGAUAACAGGGCAAGCGACAAAAGACGCGGUAUGGCGGCUGAGAAGGCGGAAGCCCAAAAGAGAUUACUAAUGCAACCGAAGAGGAGCGAGUACUCUAUGUCGGUAAGUGAUUAUCAGGACGAUUAAUUGUGUCAUAUAUGAUUUUAGACGAUGAUGACGGCACCCUGUAUAAGCAGUGUGAAUAAAAUAGCGACUGUGAACUGGCGCCAUAACUUGGCAGUUUGAAAAAUUAUGAGUAGGACGGACACGCCUCUUUUGAGCACGUCGUCGUGAUAUGAGAGAACAUCAUUGGUGCACGAUAAUACUCCUCCUAACUCUUAUGAAAGUGGAUGUAAGUGAGAUUUUAAAACGCAAGUAGCCCUAAUAUUGUAGCCAUAAGAGUGUCAAGACAUGAAUUGAUAUCAAUCAUCACGUGACUUUCCCUUAGGAACUGGAGAAGAAAAAACUGAUUUUGAACAAAAGGCGAACUGAACUGGUAAGUGUCAUCAAGAAGGGAGGCAGCGACGGAAAGGUAGAGCCGAUUAAGAAACGUGAGAAAAUAAUCCAAAUGUAUUAUUUUGUAGUUUCUGUUUUCUAACCGUAUAUUACAACAGAAGGGCUGGUUGACUUGAGAUAACUAUGUAUCGAUGCUAAAAAAUGUUUAUAGAUCGUGUUGUCUCUUUGCAGAAAGAUCGACUUACUCAUCUGAGAAGAGAGGCUGCGAGAGAAGAGUUUGAGAACAUGAACAUGGUAAGUAAAAACAAGACAACUGACAAGAUACUAUUAAUAAUUUGUCACCCAAAGAGGGAUCAGCAUUGUUGGAUAGCUCAAUCCUUCUCAUUACUAGUGUCUGUCUGAUCAAGAGGACAGUUCAACCUCAGUAGCCGAGACAUCCAAUUUGAAUUUUCUGACAUGACCACCAUAACUGUUCCAAGACAACUUCACGUUUCUUUCAGUUGCCCAAUCUUUCCUCGAAGUUGGGUAAGGACUGGGGAGUAAUACUGCGUUUUUAUAUAUUUUGGUUCUGCAGGGGAAUUUUCGAAGAAUAUAUCCCCCAGACGAUCAAACAAGAAAGGAGAAGUGUAGUGGACUUUUAGCUGAUGCAUUUAAGCUUUUUUUAUCCGGUGAGACGUGACACAGUUUAUAUAUUGUAAUCAUCAUCAUCAUCAUCAUCAACAUCAUCAUCAUCAUCAUCUCUAUCAUCAUCAUCAUCAUCAUCACCCCUAAUCCUGACCCUAACCCUCCCUUUUUCCCGUCACCGCCCCCUUUUCUCGGAUCAUACACUCAUAUUUUCUUGUGCCUUCCACUUACGCGUCUUCCCUACUAACUAAGAGCCUGGAACAGGCUACGUCAUCAUCAUCAUCAUCAUUGAUAAUUUUGCCUUGUAUUUUUGUUCUUGGAAUCCAUUUCUGGCCAGUCUAAACCACAUACUAUUAUUUUUGUCUUUGAUGUCGUCCGUUUACUAAUGGGUGCGUUUUCCAAGUGAAGCUAAAGCACUGUGCAUUUGCUUCCGUUCUCUAGUAAGACCCGUCGAGACACUUUAAUUUCGUUUUGGUUUCUCACACAUUUAGCCCUCCAACAUUCCAUUUUGACUUGCUUUACAAUGAAUGGUGAUGAGCAUCCUUUGUCAGGGUUGUAUUUUGUGAUAUGCAAAACUUAUUUCCUCUUAUCUGAUCUUGGAUCCAAAUAAAUGGGUUGGAAAAAUACAUUGUACAUUAAUACUUUUGUUCAUUUGAUAAAUAUCCUUUAGGAAGAGCGACAUCUCUCCAAAAGGAAGGUAAUCAACCAUUCAGUACACUCAGGGUAGGUAUUAAACUAACCGUGUCUAGUCAAUUCUUGUGUUAAUGUAUUUCCCUCGGUAAACUUGCUGUGGACUAGCCGGCCACCAAAGAGAAUGACAACAAUUCUGUCUGACGAGAGGUAGUUACUCUUUUCUAUAACGAACCACGGUCCAGCAAUGCCUGAAGUAUGCGUCAGAAAUAUAAUUCGUUCUGUCUAUUUCUUGCAGGAAGAAGAAAUUCUCGAUUUAUUGGAACAAUGCGAGGCUGACGAAAUCAUAACGUUCGACUCGAAAAAUGGAAACCGUCCAAUGAGCAAAGGACCGAAGGUAUAUCAAACAUUUCUUCUUAUAUUAUCGCUAUCCUAUGAUACUUUCUAUGACACUUGUAACGUAAUUUUCGUAUUUCUUUUCUCAUGUGUGACGAUACCGUUUAAACUAAUAACUUGUUGUUUUGCUCUUUUUUUCAGCCUUUGUCAUCCAUGCCAAGUGCAAAAUCCGCACAAAGUAAAACAGAUGCCUCUUCGUCUUCCUCUAAUUCUUCAAACCCAUCAAACACGGUGCCAUUACGGCCUGCAUCUGCUCAAAGGACACCAACCAAUCAUAGCUUCAUAUUAUCCCGCUCUUCUACGCAGAGAAUAGUGACGUCAACGUCCUCUCCGCCAAUGAAAUUUAACCCUGUUGUAGUGAGUUGGUUUUAUUAUAGUUUGUUUUUGUUUUUUUUAACUCUUCAGUAGUACAAAGUGGUUCUGUCAGUUUUUGUACUACAUACAAGAUGAAUCUUUGACCAUGCUAAAAAGGAGAGACCAUCUGCACCGUUGCCAACUCUAACCUCUCUAUUUUUUUCUCCCAAAGGACUCUGUUUUUCUUGAUGCCGCUGUUCGGGAGAGAGAAGAAGAGCUUAGUAGGCGAACAUUGCAGGCUUUGCUUGACAUGAGAAUAAAAUUUCCCGGCAAAACAGAUGAAGAAGCUGAAAUCAUAUUGGAGAGUGUAAGUACGAAACAGACCUUUUAGCAGACUGAGCAAUUUCGCUGCUGCAUGCGCUUAACUAACCUAAAGUUCCAACCAAUUUGCUGCACUAAUAAGAACACUGAGGGCCAUUCUUUUUAUUGUCACAAGGUAUGCUCAGUGAGCUAUUUAAAGUCAGACACCUUUUUAAAAAGUGGCCAGUUGCUUGCAAACCUGAAUGUUACGGUACAUGUUUGUAAUUCAGCUAUGUACAAGGCAUACCGGCUGCAAGGACUAAUUAAUCUCUCGUAUAGGGUCACUUUGCUGUAUUGUUCCUAUUUACAGAUUCAGGAUAACUGGAAAAUUCAUAAGCCACGAGUUGCAUCUUAUUGGCUUGUCAAACUUGACUCGAUAAAACGUAGAAAGGUAAGAGGAGAUAUGACUGUUUAACAAACAUCUUACUGACACGUGACACCUAAAAGGGCGCAAGUCUAUUUUUGCACUCUUGUUUAUUCAAGUUUAAAAAGCGAUCUUUCCUUGUAGCCAUGGGCCCUGAUCUUUGAAACAACCUGGUAAAUAAUGCAUGAUUUGCUAUUGCGUAUGACUGAAUAUUCAACUGACGUUUCUUUUCGCAGGUUGUUGAUAUUGUUCGCACAAACGUUCGUGCCAUAUUACAGCGCGUAUGGCGGGCGUCUGAAGUUGACAACUUGCGCCUGUGUCGCGUAUUUUCGAGGGUUUUUAACAGAUUAUUGUGGAGCCAUGGACAGGGAUUGUGGAACUGCUUCUCAAGUCUCGGGUAGGUCAUUCAAGCAUCGCAAGUUGGUUAAUAACAACUUUGCUUCACUUAUGUUGACUUGGCCUCAAUUAUUUCGCCGUUGUUUUUUAGAAAUUCAUGGGAGACAAUAUUCAGUAAGAGCACGGAAGUGAUAUCACUAGUAAGUACUGUUUUGAAGAUUUGACAUUUAUGUUGAUACAUUUAUUUGCGCUGCUCAAGUCUCUGUUAGGACGACGUCCUAGGCUGUCAUGAAAUGUGGUACUUUUGGUUCUAUGAACUGUUGCAGCAAACUUUCCCCAAGGUCGACGCCCAUGUAGAGCACACUCACUCUUAGGACGAUCAACAACGGCUGGCUGAUUUCAAUCAAAUCUCAAUCUUUUGUCAAAUGUAGCCAGACUCUGUAUUGAGAAGUAAAAAUGCAGAAGUGAAGGCGUUAUUUUUUGGAACAAAUGACUUUUUAAUUCACCGCCACAGAAGUCUGAACGCUAGUUCAGUGACGCUGGCCUUUAUUUGUUUGUUGUUUACAGACUGAGAUGAGCUGCUGUCGUCGGAUUGUUCAGUUGUGUCGCGACUGUUUGCUGAUUGUGUAUCAGUUUGCUGCUGAUGCUAAAGCUGCGGGCGCUGGUUCUGUUUUGUAUCAAACAGCAACACCUCACGAUGGUGACACGAGGUACAGUAUAACUGAGCAAAACGGCCACGGAGGACGUUCUAAUAUGCAGAUGGGUUUUCUACUCCCCAUAAUAUUUUUAACUACUUUUUUUUAGAAAAGAAAAGAACUACGCGUUUGUAAUGGAAUCUUUCCUUAUAGCUAGGAGUAUAAUAUAGCAUGCUUGGUUACUGCCGAUUGAUCAUUAACUUUCCAGCUACACCUUCUCUUGGUAUCUGAACUGAUAAAUAAAGACAUUUUGGACGUUUUUCUAAGGCUAUUUGUCUUAUUUCACAGACACACCGACAUUGUUCGAAGAACUCCAGACCUUACAUCACAGCAAACUCUAACAGCAAGAAUGUCAAAGUACUGCAGACCCGCCCAGUUAACAUAACGACACGUAAGAACGGGGGACCGAUGAGCUUUCAGAAAGUUCUCAAGAGGCAAACGUUGAGCACUAAAGGGUGUUACUUAAACAAGCUUAUUGUUGGAUAAAGUACAAACCAGAGUUCUCGUGGCCGAAUGGUGCAGGCGCUGCUAUCAUAAAGCAUUAUUUUGCACGAAAUGAUAGUAGCUUUUAGCGAACAUUUUGAGUUAUUUAUUUGAAAGUUAUAUUUAUAGUAAGCAAAAGUAUAUCAUUUUCCAGGACAAUUAACUCGCAAACCCUUCUUCUUAAACAGUACGGGUAAAAAUCUUCCAUAAACUUGUGCAAUACGUACAUCCAUACAUCUGGAAACUAAAGAAGAUAUCAUGCGGGUAUUGAAUUGCUGAAGGGUACUAGAAGCUAUAUCGAACAUCCAGCACUUAUCAUCUAUUUCAGUGUACGCAAAAUUGACAUCCAUUUUUAGUAAGUAAGAACCUGCAUUUUUCCAAGUUGACCUUAACAGGUUCUUAAAUGAAUGGUUAUUUGCACAAAUUUAAGCUAUUUAGGUUCUUGAAUAGUUUCCGAAUUUCUGAAGAAAAAAAACUAACUUGUAUUUGAUUUACAACAUUGGCAUUUACAUUGCAUUUGGAGUGUUAACGCACCUUUGUCUCCAAAGAUGAUCCGGAAUGUUGACUUAUCUUAUUUGUCUAAGUCUACAGAAUUGUAAGAAUCUUUUUUAAAUUUUAGGCUAAAAAGGUUCUUGUAUAUAGGGGGUCUAACUGGGAAAUUUUAGCCUAACAAGCUCUUAAAAACCAGGUUCUUUCUCGCGGGUCUUCACUGUAUUUGUCCCGGUACACAAUACUCGGCUUGAUUAUUUGAGUAUAAUAAGAGGCUUUAUUGGACUGA